Molecule: messenger RNA, 3862 nt
Organism: Acanthopagrus latus (yellowfin seabream)
Lineage: Eukaryota; Metazoa; Chordata; Actinopteri; Spariformes; Sparidae
Gene: mrtfbb
Product: myocardin related transcription factor Bb
Exons: 18
Coding region: 250-3261 (1003 amino acids)
Biological process (GO): smooth muscle cell differentiation
Source: RefSeq, a predicted model, not a curated record
GCUGUCAGAAAUCUGCGCGACUAGUUUAGUUGCUUAAAUGACAAACCAAACAACAAACUUUUAACAGUUAGUCCACCGGGCUUCUGCUGUGACUUAGGAGUGUGUGAAAUGGACAUAUGUGAGGUGCUGUGUCAACUGUGAAGAGUAAACCAUUUGCCAGAAAGGCCUAUUAUGUGAACAACCCAGCCUCUCCAACCAAGUGAGGAAAGUUAUUUAGUGCGACAAAUAUUUCUGGAGAAAAGAACGGCCAUGCUGUGUUUCAUGAAGAUGUAUCCUCUGAAAAACUCCCAACAGAUUGUUUGGAUCAACGUAACCACACGCAGCCAGAGAGGAGGGACUGUUUGCAGCUCUGAGAGCCAGCUGUCGUUCGCUCAGAACUGGGUCUCUUCUCUUCCUGACUACCCCGUUCUCCACUGGCCUCAUCACUCCAUGGGACUCCAGACCUGGCCGCCAAGCACACCACUACUAUCCACUAUGGCCUGCCUUGAUGUGGAGACCCCUUCAAUCUGCAGGGGUAAAUUCAAAUCAGUCCUCCAGCUCUGUCUGCAGCAGAGGAGAACUCGGGAGCAGCUUGUGGAGCAAGGCAUCAUGCCCCCUCUGAAAACACCUGCUGCCUUUCACGAGCAGAUCCGCAGCCUGGAGAGAGCCAGGACUGGGAACUUCUUAAAGCACAAACUGUGCAGCAGACCUGAGCGCUCUGAGCUGGUCCGGAUGCACAUACUACAAGAGACGCAGGCUGAACCCUCCCUGCAGGCCACACAGAUGAAGCUGAAGAGGGCCAGACUGGCUGAUGAUCUCAAUGAGAAGAUUGCACAGCGGCCUGGACCCAUGGAGCUGGUGGAGAAAAACAUCCUGCCUGUUGAAUCUGCUGUCGAAGAGGUCGUCGAAGACGAUAAGGCAAACUUCUCAAAAUCACCAGAUAUUUACAACUUUGAUGAGGACAGCAGUGAUGCCUUUUCACCACAACAGCCUGCCAGCCAAAAAUCUCCAAGCUCCACCUCCGCCUCUCCAAGGGAGUUGGCAGAGACUGAGACAACAACUUCUUCUUCUAACUUAAAAUCUCCCAUGCAGCACUCCCCACCAUCCAGCUCACAGCCCGCAUCAGAUUCCAUCAACCUCAUCGCCACCAAUGAGCAACAGAGCAACAAACAAGCAUCUACACCUCAGACAGUCACCACUGUUAUCCCCAGUAUCACGCCAGGGCCAGUUCUUGUGAAGCAAAGCCUGCCCAAGCUGCCCGGCGAUAAAAGCCGCAGCAAAAGGAGCAAAGAGCCCAAACCACGGGUGAAAAAGUUAAAGUACCAUCAGUACAUUCCCCCAGACCAGAAGCAGGAGCUCAAUGAGGUGCCGAUGGACUCAACAUAUGCCCGCCUCCUGCAGCAGCAGCAGCAGUUCCUUCAGCUACAGAUCUUAAGCCAGCAGCAGUUCAACUACCAGGCUGUCCAGCCUGCCACACUAAAACCAACAACUGAGGUACAUACCAGCUGUCCCAGUGUUGUUCUGAGUGGAAACACUGCGCCUACAUGUGUGCAGCCCCGGCACAUUCAGACAAACCACAAGCCGGAUCAUUUACCAGCUAAUCUGGACGAGAUGAAGGUUGCAGAGCUGAAAACGGAACUAAAACUCAGGUCUUUACCUGUUUCUGGGACUAAGACAGAUCUGAUAGAGCGGCUAAAGCAGUAUCAGGAGAACUCCAGCAUCCACACCACUGCUUCCAUUGAGACAACGGCCGUCACAGCAGCCUCACAGUCUGAAAACAUGAAGUUAACCCCGCCUGUGUCACCUAUAGCCUCCAAGGUGUCCCGUCUGGGCAUUGAUGACAGCAGUAUAGCAGAAAGCCCCACCAAGCUUUCAAAUGCUGUGUCUCCAACUCAGACUGCUCCCUGUGUGAGCUCCCCACAGCGAGCUCCACAGGAAGAGUGUCCCAUAGAGACAAGGCCUCAUGAGAGGGACUCUGACAAGGACAAACGUCUCCAUGAGAAGGAGCGCCAGAUUGAGGAACUGAUGAGGAAGCUGGAGCAGGAGCAGAGGCUGGUGGAGGAGCUGAAGAUGCAGCUGGAGUCGGAGAAGAGGUGUCAGCAAGGAGAUUCUCCACCUCAGCUCAGCCCUCUUGCUCCCAUUCAGAUUAAAGAGGAAAAUAGGACUCCAUCAAACUGCUCAGCAUCCUGCAGUUCACCUGGUCUGCCGGUGUUGGUCAAACAAGAGGACGUGGCAGAGCAGUGCCACUUAGCUCCUCAAAAUCGGUUCAUCAUCAGCCACCAGACUAUCAAGCCUGAAACCCUGCAGCCUGUCCAGGCUGGAGCUCAGAUUCUCCUGCCUGCAUCCCUUCCUGCCUCAGCAGUCACUAUCCAGCUCCCUGCCAACAGCAUCAAAUUACACACUACUGUUAGCAGCGCAGGCCCAGGCCUCAUCCAGACCUCUGGACAGGUGCCACAGAAAAUAGAGGCCUCAGCAGCAUUACAGCAGCAAUGCAGCACUCAGCCCCUGACAAAGACUUGGGGGAUGGAUGGUACUGCACAAAGCUUACUCAACACAUUCCCAGCAAGUGGAUGUCCCGUGGGAGCCUCCACGUGCCAAGCUGGUCCUGAAGGACGUACAAAUAAGUCUUCCCGCACCAGCCAGCCAACUUUCAUGCAACAGCCAAAAUUCUCCAACCAUGUGUCAAAGUGUAAAGACCCACCCCGCUACGAGGACGCAGUUAAACAGACACGCAGCAUGCUAACAGCUGUUCAGGGUCCAACUGCAGCUAGCCAACAGAUGGAUGACCUGUUUGAUGUGUUAAUCGAAAGUGGUGAGAUUUCCCCCUUCAUCAGACAGGAUCCUCUCAGCCAGGACAAGCCUCUCCCGGUGACAGCCAGUGUAACCACCCUUCCCAUCAACACGGCUUUAUCCCGCCCUCCACCUGUGGUCCAAGUGGCCCAGUUGCCUCCAGCACCGCUCAACCCUUCGACCAGCUUGGCAGCCCUGACCUCUAACACUGAACUGAAGACCCUUCUGGACGGCGCACUGGGCUCUCACACUGACCCACAAACACUUAAGCUGAUGGACGAGCUACACUCACCCAUGGAGGUAGACUUUAAUGAAAACACACCGCCGUCUGCUUUGAACUUGCACAGCACCAACAUGGACAACAUGGAUUGGCUGGACCUUACUCUGUCUGUGCCAGCAGACGGAGUUAACUCUUUGGACAUGUCAACACCUAUGGGUGUCUUCUCUUCGGACUUCCUGGACUCCCAUGAACUGCACUUGAACUGGGACUGAGCGCCGUCGAGACGCGAUGCGCCUAGCUAACUUUUUCAGACGAACGUACUCUUUUUAUGCCAGGGACGAUGGCUUUCCUCCUUCUGUGAAAAAAAAGUUGAGCUUUUGAGCGUUAGAGCGGCUUCCUGAAGUUAUAAAUCAGCUCAGUAAUAAUCUAAUUGUGCAGCAUAGAAAUCAGUUUAGAAACCGCUGCAUUACUUCCUUUGAGGUCUUUAAUUGUUAUGGGAAGACUGAUAUAACAUUGGACUGGUACUGGCAUAUUGAGCUGAGAGUGGAAGCAGAUUUUUUUUAUUUCAAUCUUUUGUUACUUCAUUUAUUGUCAUCAAUCUGUUCUCAUGUUACUGAUUAUUUUUGUCCUCUGAAUUUAAUAAUUCCACAGUGCUGUAUUGACCAUGGUAAUGGCUGAAACAGCCGCAAAAUGUUCUGGUCUCGACUCCUGGUUUCAGAAAUAAUGUACAAACACUAUAUAUAGCUGAGGGGCUGUUACCUGAUGUUGUUCAUUCUGUCUUCAAAUGAUUAUCACCACCAAAACAGACUGUAAACACACAACUGCUUAAUGUUUUUGUGUAAAUUUUGACACAUAAAUCAGAUGUUUAACUAA